AGAGGAAAGAAAAAGUGGGUGUACACACACUAGUUGUGUGGUGCUGUGUGUGGCUCUCUACGGUGCUUCAGUUUAGAUGAGCUCACUCAGCCGAUGCGCACAUCGUUGGAUGCUACCAAUGUGAGAAGAGCGCAAGGACGGUAGUCAGAGAGGAGGACUGGACGCUUUCUGUGCGCACAGGCUGCGGACUUUCUGCUGCGCAAAGUGAGAGAAUAGAGAGAGAGGAUUCGCCUCUUGUGUUGGAGGAAAGAUGCGAUGGAUGUGAGGUUGCCUGGAUGGAUGUGAAUCCACUCUUGUAUCGCAGACUGGACUGGACUCCGGCUGAUGAGAAGAAGAAGAAGAAGCCUACUUUAAACACAUUUUGGUCCUUUUUUCUCUCCUCUUUUGUUCUAAAAUGCCAGGAUCCGGUCCAUCAUCAUAUUAUUAUUCUGUCCAGUUCAAGCCAGGCUGCUCAUUUGGAAGGACGCCAGACCUCCAGCCUCUCAAAUCUGCAAGUUCAGUCCAAUAAAUUGUGACAUUGUCUGUCAGCCUUUGGAAUAAGAAAUCGAUACUCAAGAGAGAGAGAGAAAAAAAAAGGUGGAUAUUCUUCCGGAAUUUUAACGAUCCCAUUUCCUAUCCUUAUAAAUAUGCGAUUUUGGUUGGAUUAGGGUUGGUUUGGUCCAGCUCCACGCUUUUUUUGCGGCUGAUAGUGACUGAUUAUUGCUGUUGAUUUUUGUGUCCAUGCAAGACUCCGGGUGGAAACAUGUCUGGCCACUUCUUUGAGAGGAUCACUGCUAUCAGAGAUGGCAUUUUGGUCCAGCACUUCGCUUUUCACCUCUAAAGUGCCAAGGAAAAUCUUAUUCAUGUUCACCCUCUCCCUCUCUGUCACCUACUUGUUCUACAGCUUGAUGAGCUGCUACAACUCGCUGCAGUUCCCAGUUUUGCAAGAGAAUUACGCGUACCAGGCGAGGCUGGUGACGGAGGAGACAACUUUUGUGACAUUGAGGGAGAAAGUUUACUCCGCUUCCCAGGGCUUUACCCAAUUCACCGAGGAGGAAGAGGAGAGGACCACGGAGGUUUCCAGCAGCGUGAAGGAUCACCAUGCCGAGGCCGAGCAACAACAAAGGACGGUGGAGUGGAUUAGGACGCAGGCGUCUCCAACGAAGUCGUCGUCGUAUCGCACCGACGCGCUGGUGGAGAGGGAGCGCCAGGAAUUCAGCACCACGGACAGCGACCUCAGGGUGAACUGCACCAUGGAUUAUGGAGAGAAGAAACUUCCCCAAGCCAUCAUCAUCGGGGUGAAGAAAGGGGGGACCAGAGCUCUGCUGGAGGCUCUCAGGGUGCACCCGGACGUCAGAGCCGUAGGGAAUGAGCCACACUUCUUUGACAGGAACUACGAGAAGGGGCUCGACUGGUACCGAGACCUGAUGCCUUCAACGCUGGAAGGGCAGAUCACCAUGGAGAAGACGCCCAGCUACUUUGUGACUAACCAUGCCCCAAAGCGCAUCCACUCCAUGGCCAGAGACAUCAAGCUUAUUAUCGUGGUGCGUAAUCCCGUCACUAGAGCCAUUUCAGACUACACGCAGACUUUAUCCAAGAAACCAGAGAUCCCCACCUUUGAGGUUCUGGCUUUUAAGAACCGGACGCUGGGUCUCAUAGACGCCUCGUGGAGCGCGUUGCGUAUAGGAAUAUAUGCGCUCCAUUUGGAGAGCUGGAUGCAGUAUUUCCCGCUCUCCCAAAUGCACUUUGUCAGCGGGGAGAGGCUCAUCGUGGAUCCCGCGGGCGAGAUGGCCAAAGUGCAGGACUUCUUGGGACUCAAACGGAUCGUCACAGACAAACACUUUUACUUCAAUAAAACGAAAGGUUUUCCGUGUCUGAAGAAGCCGGAGGACAGCAGCACGCCCAGAUGCCUCGGCAAGUCUAAAGGGAGAACUCACCCGAAAAUCGACCCGGACGUGAUUCGGCGGCUGCACAAGUUCUACAAACCCUUUAACAUGAUGUUCUACCAAAUGACCGGCCAGAACUUUGAAUGGGAGCUGGCGGAGGACAGUGAAGCUCGCAGCUCUCAGGACUAGCAGACUGCGGCACGGCGCAGCGCAGCCACACCACCAGCCUUCUUCAAUAAAACUACUAUUGUCCUCGCUUCGUCUUCAGAGAGAGUGCUUGAGCACGCCAAUCAAUCAUGGCUGUCUUUGCAGUGUCUGUAUCCAUUAGCAAGAGUUUACUGACAUGCUUUUUCUCUCUCCCUUCAAUACUAAUGUUGUUGAUGAUGGCAAAUCAUUAUUGUAUAUACUAAACAUAAAAAUAUAUUUAUAUUUGUGAAAAGGAGAUGAUUUAUUCCUUUUUGUUUUUAAAAAGCAUAGAGCUGAUAUAAAAAUCAUGUUGACUAUGGCAAUGCAUGCGAUAAGUUAAGUGUCCUUACCUCAUGAGCCCCAAGGCUAAACUCUGCCUGUUUCUUCUCCCUUUACUUUCCUGCAGUUUGUUGCCCUCACGCCCACUCACCAGCAUCCAGUACAAAAAAGAUAUUCUAUUUCAAUGGCUAAGGCCAUGAAGUGCUCUGUAUUCUGUCUUUUCACGCUGUCCUGCUGCUUUAGAAGAGAGAGAAAAGAGAACAAUGAUAGACACAUAGUACAAUAAUCCUCUGACACGCGCUCAUCUUUUCAGUUGUCCGUAUUUGGAGUGGAGACAAUCCUGUUUUUUUGUCAGUCUAAGUUUACCAAAGUGUUAAUUUACUCAGUGUUCUAGUUUGCUCUGCACUUCAUUAGAUCGCACACAUAUUCAAUGAGAGAGCUGAUGUACAGUGGCCAUCAUUCAAUAAUUGGAUUGUUUUCACUGCAUAGUUGAACAUUAGCAUACUGAUGGCCAUGCACUCAGAUGCGGUGCAGUAUCAGUGAUUUUGGCAUAAUUUGACAAAUGAAUCCAUGCACUACAAAUAUCAAGGGUUAGCUGCGGAUCAAACAAUUCUGCAUCUUGACAAAAACAAUUUCCCUGUCGCCUAAACAUCAGUUAGCUCUCGACUGUUUGACUCGUGACCCUCCUCUUGUCGCAGUAAUACAUGUCAAAGAGGACCGAGCAGAAGUUUGUUAACAAACAUCUGCUGCGGUCUUCUGUCGUUAGAGAUUAAUGGCGUGUUAAAUAAACCGCCGCCGCUGGAACAAUGUCAAUGUCAGAGAGAAUUUGCUGUCAAGGAAAAACCACAUACAUGCCCAGGUAAAUUACCAAGCCAUUACUGUAUGUACUUAACUUGAAUGAGAUGAUGUGUGGCAGGGAAAUGUGCUGUAAUCAGAGGCUUACUUGUGAACAGCAGGACUAACGGGGCGGAUGUUUGUGUGGAAAAUAACAGGGUUUUGCUGUGAAAUGCUCCUUUACUCAUGCAAAUGAAAUAACAACACUGACCCAUCAUAUUUUUCUUUAUUCUUAUUUUUUUUUAUUUUGCAUAACUCGCUGUGCGUCUGUCUGUUGUCUCUGGACUAUUCAUCAAUUGAGACAAUCAAUACAGCCAAUGAGUCAAUAAAUACAGUCUGCUACACAUCACUGGGUGCUACAGCUAUGAUGCAUUGCUCUGUUAAUCCUCCCUGUUCCCUGGCUAUGGAUGGCUGGAUUGGUUCCCUCUCCGCGGACCUCUCUGUCACCCUGGGGAGGCCGGCACCAGCAGCUACUUACACAGAGCAAUUGAUUCAAUCAAAGUAAGCACUAUACUGCCCUUUGUAGCGCCAAGCCUGAACACUUACCUCGGAGUAUCACUAUCCCAGAGUCACAACUUCCACUUUGAGGCUUUUUCUGUGCAGCCAUCUCUCAGUGCUUUCUUGACAAUAUUUCUUUCUCUCUGCACUUUUACCUCCUCUCUCUCUUUCUCUCUCUCCCUCUCUCUCUCCACACACACGUCAUCCUCUGAGCCGAUACGGCGCGGCGGGAAGCCGUUUCACAAAAGGCAUAGUGCUCUGUAUAGCCUGAAGGUAACUGCAUGCUAAUCAUACAUUUAAAAAAAAAAAAGGGGACAUAUGAAAAACUCACUUUUUAGUGCUUCUGCACGUACAUUCAGCAACCUUGUCUCCUGCAAAAUUACAUUCCCAUACAUCUAAACUGCAUUCCUCAAUUUCAUUUCGAGGGAAUGAAUGUAUGUAUUUUCUCCUGGCUCGAUCACACUUUUAAACACGUGGUUAACAUUGUGAAUUAAAACAAAUCAAAACUACCUAGUUUGGUUUAGUAAAAAAAACAUCAUGGUUUGGCAUAAAAUGACUGACAUGAAUUUGAAUAAGUGACCGUUGACUUUUGGUUUCACAUUGGACACAAACACCGGUCUCCUGGGUGAAAGUCCUGUGUUUGCUUGCCCCAUCCACCCACCUGACCUUCUCCCUAUGUGGACUUCCUUCUUAAACCACUUCUAUCAACCCACAAACUGUGAAAUAAGACAACCCAGUCAGUUUUUUUGUGGGCU
This is a messenger RNA of Sebastes umbrosus (honeycomb rockfish), 4417 nucleotides long. RefSeq names its product heparan sulfate (glucosamine) 3-O-sulfotransferase 4 (gene hs3st4). Gene Ontology annotation, molecular function: [heparan sulfate]-glucosamine 3-sulfotransferase activity. The record is from RefSeq and is a predicted model, not a curated record. NCBI's taxonomy places the organism in Eukaryota, Metazoa, Chordata, Actinopteri, Perciformes, Sebastidae. The coding region runs from base 783 to 2054 and encodes 423 amino acids. The transcript has 2 exons.